This is a messenger RNA of Haemonchus placei, 489 nucleotides long. Lineage: Eukaryota; Metazoa; Nematoda; Chromadorea; Rhabditida; Trichostrongylidae. The record is from the annotation of a GenBank genome assembly.
AUGAGAAGUAGGGCCAAGCAUCCCGCAAAGGUCCACAUAUGGGGUGGUAUCUCAGUCAGAGGAACCACACAGUUCGCCAUUCUACCAGGUACCAGCCGAAUCGAUAGCGAACUGUAUUGUAGAAUUCUAGAAAGAUGCUAUCUCCCAUUCAAGUCUAGUGUAUACAAUGGCUUCUGUCGUCUGGUCCAAGACAAUGCGCCCCCUCACAAAAGCCGAUUGACAACGGAUCAGUUUGUGAGUUGGGGGAUCGAUAGGCUGCAAUGGCCCGCGGAAUCACCAGACCUGAAUCCAAUUGAAUUGGUGUGGGGUAAUAUGAAGAGUUGCAUCAGGAAACAAGGAGUUCGAAAUUUGGACGACCUCAAAGUGGCCAUCGCCCAGUAUUGGAAGACGCUGACCCCUGAAGUUUGUGCGCGAUACAUCAGUGGCAUUAAGAAACGGAUGGAGCGUGUAGUAGAGCAAGGUGGCAGAAACAUUAUUGAGGGUAGGUAG